Molecule: messenger RNA, 7397 nt
Organism: Orcinus orca (killer whale)
Lineage: Eukaryota; Metazoa; Chordata; Mammalia; Artiodactyla; Delphinidae
Gene: LGI2
Product: leucine rich repeat LGI family member 2
Exons: 8
Coding region: 227-1864 (545 amino acids)
Biological process (GO): inhibitory synapse assembly
Molecular function (GO): protein binding
Source: RefSeq, a predicted model, not a curated record
GCCCGGGCGCUGGUGGGGGGGCGCAGAGUGGGGGUGACGGCCAGCAUGCUGCUCGGCUGCGGCUCGGCCUCCCACACCCGCGGCGCCCUAGUCCUAGCCAGCAGCGGCAGCGGCGGCGGCGGCGGCGGCGAAGCAGCGAGCGGCGCCCGCGUCUGCAGCGGCGCGGAGUCCGAGCGCGCGGCGCGGCAGCGGGGUUCGCGGCCGGGGCGGGGACCGGGGACGCGGCAUGGCGCUGCGGCGGGGCGGCGGCGGGGCGCCGGGACGGCUGCUCUUGCUGCUGGGAGCCGCGUGCCUGAUCCCGCCGAGCGCGCAGGUGAGGCGGCUGGCGCGCUGCCCCGCCACUUGCAGCUGUACCAAGGAGUCCAUCAUCUGCGUGGGCUCCUCCUGGGUGCCCAAGAUCGUGCCGGGCGACAUCAGCUCCCUGAGCCUGGUAAAUGGAACGUUCUCGGAAAUCAAGGACCGAAUGUUUUCUCAUCUGCCUUCCCUGCAGCUGCUAUUGCUGAAUUCUAACUCAUUCACAGUCAUCCGGGAUGAUGCUUUUGCUGGACUGUUUCAUCUUGAAUACCUGUUCAUUGAAGGGAACAAAAUAGAAACCAUUUCAAGAAACGCCUUCCGUGGCCUUCGUGACCUGACUCACCUUUCUUUGGCCAAUAAUCACAUAAAAGCACUCCCAAGGGAUGUCUUCAGUGAUUUAGACUCUCUGAUUGAACUAGAUUUAAGGGGCAAUAAGUUUGAAUGUGACUGCAAAGCCAAGUGGUUGUAUCUGUGGUUGAAGAUGACAAAUUCCACUGUUUCUGAUGUCCUGUGUAUCGGUCCACCAGAAUAUCAGGAAAAGAAGCUGAAUGACGUGACCAGCUUUGACUACGAAUGCACAACUACAGAUUUUGUUGUUCAUCAGACUCUGCCCUACCAGUCGGUUUCAGUGGAUACGUUCAACUCCAAGAAUGAUGUGUACGUGGCCAUCGCUCAGCCCAGCAUGGAGAACUGCAUGGUGCUGGAGUGGGACCACAUCGAAAUGAAUUUCCGGAGCUAUGACAAUAUUACAGGUCAGUCCAUCGUGGGCUGUAAGGCCAUCCUCAUCGACGACCAGGUCUUUGUGGUGGUGGCCCAGCUCUUCGGCGGCUCCCACAUUUACAGAUACGACGAGAGCUGGACCAAGUUUGUCAAAUUCCAGGACAUAGAAGUCUCUCGCAUUUCCAAGCCCAACGACAUCGAGCUGUUUCAGAUCGAGGACGAGACGUUCUUUGUCAUUGCAGACAGCUCCAAAGCCGGUCUGUCGACCGUGUAUAAAUGGAACAGCAAAGGAUUCUACUCGUACCAGUCUCUGCACGAGUGGUUCAGGGACACGGACGCCGAGUUUGUUGAAAUAGACGGCAAAUCACACCUGAUCCUCUCCAGCCGCUCCCAGGUCCCCAUCAUCCUCCAGUGGAAUAAAAGCUCUAAGAAGUUUGUCCCCCACAGCGACAUCCCCAACAUGGAGGAUGUGCUGGCCGUGAAGAGCUUCCGGAUGCAGAACGCCCUCUACCUUUCCCUCACCCGCUUCAUCGGGGACUCAAGGGUCAUGAGGUGGAAUAGUAAGCAGUUUGUGGAGGUCCAGGCUCUCCCAUCCCGGGGGGCCAUGACCCUGCAGCCCUUUUCUUUUAAAGAGAAUCACUACCUGGCCCUGGGGAGUGACUAUACGUUCUCCCAGAUAUACCAGUGGGAUAAAGAGAAGCAGCUCUUCAAAAAAUUUAAGGAGAUAUAUGUGCAGGCGCCUCGUUCCUUCACAGCCGUCUCCACUGACAGGAGAGAUUUCUUUUUUGCAUCCAGUUUCAAAGGGAAGACAAAGAUUUUUGAACACAUAGUUGUUGACUUAAGUUUGUGAAGGUGUGAUUGGUGAAUUUAAAAGACGUGUAGCUUUAGCUGUCACGGGAGAGGACCAAGGGGAAAAAAGAAUCCAGGUUCACAGGUCUGAAAUUACAAAUGCACUGGGGAAGUAGUUAGAAGUUUUCAAACUUUUAGAAGUCAUAUUUUAAUCAGGGAUUGCAUUUAUUGGCUAACUGCAUGACAUGUCCAUUCUCCCACUUAAAAACACAUCUGAAAGCCUGUAAUUACUGAGAAAACGGUACAACGUUAAGUCUUACCAUCUAAGGAAACAAUGCGCCUUUUUUUCUUUUUAAUGAGGAAGGAGAAAAUCGGAUAAGAUGGGACAGCUCUUACAAUGAAAUAAAAACAAAAAAAGACCAAACACACUAUGGGCCCUUCUCAUUCCAUUUUAGCAAUCUAGUGGGUAAGAACUCUUAAAGCCAAAGUCAGCUGAAAAGAUUUGCUGAUGAUUAGUUUAAAAAUCUGAUAACACUCAGCAAUGCUAUUUUGAGCCUUCCCUGUUUCCUGAAUCCCCCCUAAUAGCAGAGCCUUGACUGUUUCAUUGGCUCAUAUAGAUGGAUGUUCAUCACGGGUGUGUUAACAAAAUAACGUUUAGCAUUGCUUCCUCUGCUACAGAAAAAAUAUUCUGCUGACACGUGUAUUGGUCCAUCACAGGCUGUGGACCCAGGAGUGAGACAAAGAAGUUUCCCCCUCUUCUUGGGGUUCAGAGAUGACCCGCAUGGUGGCCAGAGCAAUUGUGCUUGUUUGAUGCUCUCCAUGACUCAUCUGCUUCUCUGGACCCAUCCUUCGAGUUUGUGGGUAACCAGCAGACAGGCCAAAGACUGAAUGGUGCUUUUUAUUCUGUCCUUUAGAGCAAUAGAACAGGUAUUUUCAUCUAUUGAGCAUUUGGUAGAAUUUUUGAAGUAAGGCUUUGUGGAGUCAGAGAGGGCUUUUUUAUACAAGUCUUGAUGUUCUUUGAAACCUAGAGAUGAUUCUGUGAUGGAUGGAAUGUCCUAUAAAUAUCAAUUAAGUUCAUCUUUUUUAAUGUAUCAUUUAAAGCUUAUGUCUCCUUAUUUAUUUUCAUUUUGGAUGAUCUGUCCAUUGGUGAAAGUGGGGUGUGAAAGUCCCCUACUAUGAUUGUGUUGCUGUCGAUUUCCCCUUUUAUGGCUGUUAGCAUUUGCCUUAUGUAUUGAGGUGCUCCUAUGUUGGGUGCAUAAAUAUUUACAAUUGUUACAUCUUCUUGGAUCGAUCCCUUGAUCAUUAUGUAGUGUCCUUCUUUGUCUCUUCUAAUAGUCUUUAUUUUAAAGUCUAUUUUGUCUGAUAUGAGAAUUGCUACUCCAGCUUUCUUUUGGUUUCCAUUUGCAUGGAAUAUAUUUUACCAUCCCCUCACUUUCAGUCUGUAUGUGUCUCUAGGUCUGAAGUGGGCCUCUUGUAGACAGCAAGUAUAUGGGUCUUGUUUUUGUAUCUAUUCAGCCAGUCUGUGUCUUUCGGUGGGAGCAUUUAGUCCGUUUACAUUUAAGGUAAUUAUCAAUAUGUAUGUUCCUAUUCCCAUUUUCUUAAUUGUUUUGGGUUCGUUAUUGUAGGUCUUUUCCUUCUCUUGUGUUUCUUGCCUAGAGGAUGAUUCUGUGAUGGAUGCAUGUCUUUGUCCUCUGGGCAACUUAAUAUUUCAAGUAACUGAAUACCAGCCUACCUACCUGCCCAUCUGCCUACCCGCCUACUCAAGUCACAGUCCUGCUUUGUCGACUUGCUUAUAUUGCUGCUGCCACUCCAGUCCUUCUGAAGGUGCUGUGGCACCAAAUUGCAGAACCCCGGGUAUUCGUGAUGGCGAUGCCCCUUCCUCUCCCAGCACGUUUGCAGAGGAAACCCAUGCCCUUACACAGGGUGACGUGCUGGCAGGGGCUCAUCCGGUACAGGCUGGGGCUGGGGGUGGGAAGGGUCUCAGGUUGAUCCAGAGGGACCAGAUUUGGAGCCAGACAUACUGAACCCCGGUCCACACGCAGGGGACAAGAUGGCCUCUCUGGUGUGGCCCAUUUAGGAAGCUCAUGGGGUCUGGUUUUGUGGAAGUUUCCAGGUAGAUAGUCUGCCUGGUUAGCUGGUUCUCUUCAGAGAAUAUGAAAUGAGUGCUUUCAAGAGUGGUUCUCAAAGAGAAACCCAACAAGUUCUCUUGUGGCUGUGAAAGUAGCACAGUCACCUUGUAUUGUAUUGCUCUUUUUGUUUGUUUGUUUGUUUUGUUUUGUUUAUUUAUCUUUGGCUGUGUUGGGUCUUCGUUGCUGCGCACAGGCUUUCUCUAGUUGCGGCGAGCGGGGGCUACUCUUCGUUGUGGUGCACGGGCUUCUCACUGCGGUGGCUUCUCUUGUUGUGGAGCACGGGCUCUAGGUGCACGGGCUGCAGUAGUUGUAGCUCGUGGACUCUAGAGCGCAGGCUCAGUAGUUGUGGCGCACGGGCUUAGUUGCUCCAUGGCAUGUGGGAUCUUCCCGGACCAGGGCUUGAACCCGUGUCCCCUGCAUUGGCAGGCAGAUUCUUAUCCACUGCGCCACGAGGGAAGCCCUGUAUUGCUGUUUUUUAAUGAUUGUUUGCCAAGUCAUGAGUAGGUAGAUGUUUUGUCACAAAUAUGGAUGUGUUUGUUGUUUCCAGACUUUGAGCAGUGCAGAUGGAGGCAAUAAACAGCACUUAGAGAACGAUGUGGCCAUGUCACAGCAGCGCUCUUGGGAACAUUGUGGGACUGCAGGCUCAGGGCUUCCAGCCGAACUAAUUCACCCACACAUAGUAACGCUGCUGCUUGAAACUUUCCUACUAACCAUGGAGCAAACAAGAAAAAAGUGGUUUGUUUUCAUUUUUAAGCACAAAUCACUCUUUCUUCCAUGUUCUUUUGCCUUCCUGGUUUAUUUGCAUUGACUAGAAAUACCCAGAUCCUCACAUCGGAGGCUGAUCUGCCUUUCCUCUGACUGUCAAGACGGGCAAGCUAUGCUUUCUGGCGCACGGAGCCCCUCAGGCAACAAGCCUGGGUGGAAAAAUGCGCACUUGGCAAGGAGUGUAAGAGACAUUUAGAUUGUCCUAGCACUCGUGCCGGGUUGAAACGUAGAGGAGACAGCAGGAGCAUCUUUUCUCAGUGCUGCCUCCAUGCAGCAGUGACCACCUUCCCAGCCUUUACCUCUGAGGGCGGAGUUAGGGGCCGCCCUCUGCACUCAUCAUGCUGGGAACCGUGGCCUGGAAUCUGGAAAACCAGGGAGCAAAGGGGGCGGGACUGGGAGUGGGGGGACUUGCUAAGUCCAGAUGAGAUACUGGAGAGUGAAAGGAAGAGCUAAAGCAACUGGGGAUGGGGAGGGGUGUGGGGAUGAGAGGGUGGGAAACCCACUCGGCUACAAUCAGUUUUUCUUUUUUAAAAGUUGCAGACAACAUCGGAGGCUGCAAUGUACAGUCCCGGUGCUAAGGGAGGAGGUAUUUGUUCUGGCCAACUUACCGAAACAGCAGAGAUGUUCUUGACGGGAGGCUGCGGAAGCUUUGCUUCGUUAAUUUUACUGCUCCAUCCCAAGAACCCCAAGAAAGAAUUUCUGCAAGAAGCUUUCUUCCAGUAAUAAUGGAAGACAAACAAACAAAAAAACCCCAAAGAGCAGCAACAGAAACCCAAAGCAGAGAGACACGUGGGCCCAUCCCCUGUGGAGCUGGCCUUAGAGAGUCUGCCUUUGCAUCUCCAUUCCUUCCCAUUACCCACAUCUUCUCAGUUUGUUUCUUCUUUAUAAUCUCAGCGUCUAGGCUCCCAGAUCGAGUCCCUCCACAUGGCCAUGUGGCCAAGCCACACAGCCUUAAAUUGAGGACUUGUCCCCAAACUCCACGGGGUCAGGAAUACAUCUCUCACGAACACUCUAAAAACAAGCCUUAGGUGUGAGUAUCACUGUGUUCUCAGGCAAUGGAUAAUAAGACCACCCUGCAUUUUGGCAAAACUUUAUAUUUUUCGAUGUACAUUUGUGUUCAUCUCAGUUGUUCAUAAAUAGUUCUUCAGUUUUUGAAGGCAUAUUGGAGGGCAUACGUUAUUCUAAUUUCAGAGAGAAGGAAAUAGACACAGAAAACCUUAAGUCAAUCGCUCAAGGUUAUCCAGUUGUGAGUGGCAGAGCUAGAGCUUUCCCUCUGAACAGCAGGCUUUGUAUUUUCUUUCUGUGACACUGCCAUGCCCUCCCAGUAAAGACUUUUUAUCCCAAUUUUGAAUAUAGCAGCACUUUGAGAUAAACUAAAAAAUGCAACAAAAUGUGCAUAGAUAGAGGGAAAAUCGUGCUGAACAGACACCAUUCCAUCAACCGGUCCAUUUAACAAUUAAACAGUACAGAACUGCUCUUACAAGCAAGACCCUCUUAAAAGUCUGCCAGAAGUUAUAGAUAAUUUUCAGUUCUAAGGAGGGUUUUUAGCUAGCAUGAUAGUUUCUCCCCAACCCCUUCCCCAGAUAGCUAUGGGAGGGAUGUUAAAGUUGAGACACAUCUGGUUCUUGUCACAAUGUCCACAAGAUAAACAAGAAGAGUUCCAUGAGGGAAAAACUAAAACCUCCAAUGCACGAGUGAUGAUGAAUUGCUCCCGGGCCGUAAUCAGCCUUUGGGGAGCGUGCUGGAAAUGGCAGUGUUGCAGUUUUCUUCCCCAUGGAGUGAGAGGCUGUGUAUUUUUAGGCAAGAAAUCAGCGUGGGAUGCUGGAGGUUUGGCUGCCAGGAACACUCACGAUGGAAAUUUCUCCGACCUGGGUAUAAUGAAAGAGAGAUGAAGGUCUGCAGGAGGGGAGUCUAUUUGCAUGUCAUCUAAAGAAAAUGUCCUUAGGCAGCUUCCUGAUUCUUCUGCAGAGGUAUCAGGCCUUCGCUCGUGGUUUUGGAAGAGAAUUCUUUAAUUAGGCCGUAGUCAAAGAAUCUGUUAAACAGCAUUCUGGAGUGGAAUGCUAUAAUCUAGAAGUUGAUGCAGUGAGCAAGGUGGCCCAGACUUGGGGGAUAAUGGAAUGGGCAGAAAAGCGGGGCAGAUGGCUGUGGAGGAAACUCUCUUGGGAAAGUAGAAAUAAAGUGGAAGUAAAGAAAAAGUAUUAAUGGUUUCCUUUGCCUCAACCGAGCUAGUAGAGUGUGGAAAGACCAGGCAAAUUUAACAGCAUCCCAAUCGUUAAUGAAGAGAACCAAGCGUAAUGCAAUUUAAAAUAAGAAUUAUAUUGUAAAGCUACUGAGAUCUACACGGAGGCACUCCUAUCCUGACAUCAUUCCAUUGCUUGUAUCAGAAUCCGCCUUUUUUCUAGUAGGAAACUAUGCAUUCCCUAUCAAUCUCUUUGACUAUCAGGAAUGUAUAAGACCUGGGACAAACUGGCCAAUAUGCCAUUUGGUACCAUUUCUAUGUAUUUUAAAUGCAUAACUUAGGCCAAAUAAGAAUAGUUGAUAUGUAUAUGAAAGCAGAUUUUGCAAUCUACAAUACAAUGCAAGCUACCAUGGAUGAAUUUUAAGGCUGAAUAUAUAUUUAGCUCUUGUUGGUAAAUAGACUUAACGAAUGACUUGCCUCUUAAUUCAAUAUAUUCUGUAAGCCUGUGAAUAAAAAGUAAC